AAGGCCACCGUGGGACGGGGCGGCGGGGGACAGCCACCCCUGCGUGGACAGAGGGCUCCGUCGGGAGCCACGCAUCACCUGGCCCCGCAUCGCGGCGCAGCGGGCACGGUGCAACAACGGGUGGGGCCAGGCGGAGGACCAGGGCGACCCACAUCCCUCAGCGCUGUCGCACCUCCCGCUUGAGUUCAGGAAGGUUGGGGAGGAGGGUCUGCUUCCCCUCCGCGCUGCGGUGGGGCUCGGGACAAACCCGGGCUCCUCCCGACGUCUGCGGGGAGAAGGGUGGGGGAACGGCGGUGAGGCGGUGCGCGGACUCGGGGCUGACCGGGCCCUCCUGUCGGGCAGCGAGUGGGUGCGGGAGGGAGGGAGGGAGGGAAGGAGGGUCGAGGCAGGUGGCGGCUCCUCCUCCGCGGGCAGGCGGGCAGCCCGCCCGGGAGCGGCACCGGUUGCUCGGUGUCGGCGGGGCCGUGGCGCCCGCUAUAUAAGGGGCGGCGGCUGCUCACCGCUCCCUCACACCGGCCCCUGCCCGCGGGUGCUGGCGGUGGGCUGAGGCUGGCCCCCGACAGCAUGGCCCGCUGCGGGCCGCCAUGGGAGGUGGUCUCCCCCCCUGCCUCCCGCGGACCCUCCUCUUCCUUCUCCUCCCCCUGCUCCUCCCGCACCCGCGGCGGCGGCUGCAAACUUGCUGCGGCGGGCUGUGUGUGAAGGCAAGGCCCGGCGGGGCGGCUCCGCUGCCCUCGCAGCCGUCGUGCCCGCAGCCCGAGGGGCGAGGCCGCCGCCCGCGGGCAUGCAGCGCCACCGCUGCGCCCGUCGAGACGCGGUGUGGAGCUGCAGGCGGCAGGGCUACACCUAAGAGCGACCGGGCGAGAGCCCCAUGCCCAGGGCUCGCCGCGCUCCGGGAGGAGGCGGCGGGGCAAUGUGCUCGCGGGGCGAGCGGGCACGCCUGGCCACCGGCUUGCCGUGCUCCCUCGCCGGCGGGGAGUGAGACUUCGGGGACGCCCGCUCGCUGCUCCCGGAAGGGCGGGUGGGCGAGGGGUGGUGCCGGCGCGGCGAUGCUGCAGCCCUCCCUCGGUGCCGACGGGGUCCUACCGGGGUAGCGGCCCCGUGUGCCGCGCCGAGCCCCGCCAUCUGCGGGGGGGCGGCCGCGGAGGGAUGGAGCCGGCAGGACCCUGCCGGGCGCCGCCGCUCCCCGCCAACGACUCUUACCGAAACUGCAGCACCGAGGAAGGGAUCUACCAAGAUUCCACCCCUCUCUCCGGGAAGAUCGUGCUCGCCGUCGUCCUGGCGCUCGUCACCCUGGCCACAGUGCUCUCCAACGCCUUUGUCAUCGCCACGGUCUACCAGACGAGGAAACUCCACACGCCGGCCAACUAUCUCAUCGCCUCGCUGGCUGUCACCGACCUUCUCGUCUCCAUCCUCGUCAUGCCCAUCAGCACCAUGUACACUGUGACCGGCAAGUGGACGUUGGGCCAGGUCGUCUGCGAUAUCUGGCUGUCCUCGGACAUCACCUGUUGCACAGCGUCCAUCCUGCACCUCUGUGUCAUCGCGCUGGACCGCUACUGGGCGAUCACCGACGCCGUCGAGUACUCUACAAAACGGACUCCCAAGCGGGCAGCGGGCAUGAUCGCUCUGGUGUGGGUCUUCUCCAUCUGCAUCUCCAUGCCCCCUUUGUUUUGGCGGCAGGCGAAGGCUGAGGAAGUCUCUCACUGUGUGGUGAACACAGACCACGUCCUCUACACCGUGUACUCUACGGUGGGAGCCUUCUACUUCCCCACCCUGCUGCUGAUAGCCCUCUACGGGAGGAUCUACGUGGAAGCCAGGUCGCGGAUUUUGAAGCAGACUCCAAAGAAAGCAGGUAAAAGACUAACGCGGGCUCAGUUAAUCACAGACUCCCCGGGGUCGUCCUCCUCCGUCACGUCCAUAAACUCCAAGGCCCCCGAGGGAUUCAGCGAAACGGGCUCUCCCGUGUACAUGAACCAGGUGAAGGUGAAGGUCUCGGAUGCCCUCCUGGAGAAAAAGAAGCUCACAGCCGCUAGAGAGCGGAAAGCUACAAAGACUUUAGGGAUUAUUUUAGGAGCCUUCAUCGUCUGUUGGCUGCCCUUUUUCAUCAUCAGCCUGGUGUUGCCUAUUUGCAAGGACGCUUGCUGGUUUCACAUGGCCAUCUUUGACUUUUUCACGUGGCUUGGAUAUCUCAACUCCCUCAUCAACCCCAUCAUCUAUACUAUGUCGAACGAAGACUUCAAACAAGCUUUCCACAAACUCAUACGUUUCCGAUGCACAGGCUGAACGUUUUGAAUGCGAUGUGUCCUCCGAGGCUGCCCCCACGCACGCCCGUGCCCGGCGCCACAGAAUCAAGUUGCUAUUGUAAAGACCCACUGCUUGAAACUUCCCCAAGCCCAGUUGCCAGACUCAUGAUGCUGCAAAAACGUCAAUACAUACUGCCACCAAACUGCUCAGCUCUGCAUUUCAGUGUAAUGACUCUGGCAGAGAUGCUGUUCCAGUAGUCAUGCAGAUCAGUUGCAAAAAAAGAGGGCAGCCUCGAAUCAAGGUCUAUAAUUCAUCUGGACUGAAGAAAAAGUUUGAGAGUAAACUCCAUUUAUUUUGCAGGCUUAACUUCUUAAUUUGUUCUCUGGCCGGUUGUAGGGGUGUGCACAAGAGCACAGUUGUCUCUGUCUGUGUUGGUAGCAUAGUUGUACUUCUGCACACCUGUAAUUUCUUUCUUUCAGUGGAAAGAGUUGCUCCCUUCACAUAUGAGGCCAAGAGGAGAAAAAAAAGCAGUAUUUGAAAUAGGAGCAUCACAGUACAUUCUGUAAAUGACUCCUCCAGCUGAACAUGUGUGAGAAGUGACAGUGUGCAAAAGUUAUGUUUGUAUUUCAAAACAAUAGCAAAUGCUGUAGAAACCAGAGUUGUAGACCUGUUCAACUGCACUGCAUAUCUAUAGUCUGUCCUCAUAGUUGCAUUUGCAAAGUAAAUACUUCUUGCUUCUACUCCGUAACUCAAGAGCAGAAACCAGGAAGCCCAAUGACCUUUUCCAUAAACCAGCUGGGAAUAGAAAUAGCAGUUUGAUGUUGUAACCAUGUUUUCCAUUUUGUGUCAGUUGCACACCCUUACCGCAUGAACCACUGCGAAAUUUAGAAUUCUCUAAGUAAUUACAUUAUUUAGUGUAUUUUGUAAAGAAGUGAAGCAGUUUGUUCUCUCAGAAGAGCUGUGUCACCUGCAAAAUAAAUACCCAUGAAUCAUGAAUUAACUGAUGUUAGUGAAAUUACUCUCCUCCCUACUUCCCUCCUAUAGUUUUUCUUCUUUUUUUCUUCUUUUUUUGUCUCUGAUUUGACCUUAAGACAGGUCUGCGCAUAUUCAGCAGUCAGAGUUUUAGGAUAUGGUCCACCUGCUGUGAUAGAAUUGCAUUGAUUGUUCCUUCUAUGUGUAAAUGAAAAUGAGUAUAAACAAUAAAAUGCUUUACUGUGUUCUCAA
Messenger RNA from Strigops habroptila (Kakapo), 3465 nucleotides. RefSeq names its product 5-hydroxytryptamine receptor 1B (gene HTR1B). The transcript has 2 exons. Gene Ontology annotation, cellular component: dendrite; plasma membrane. Bases 1147 to 2280 code for a protein of 377 amino acids. The record is from RefSeq and is a predicted model, not a curated record. Gene Ontology annotation, biological process: chemical synaptic transmission; regulation of behavior; vasoconstriction. Lineage: Eukaryota; Metazoa; Chordata; Aves; Psittaciformes; Psittacidae. Gene Ontology annotation, molecular function: G protein-coupled serotonin receptor activity; neurotransmitter receptor activity.